Syngnathus typhle (broad-nosed pipefish) is the source of this 2839-nucleotide messenger RNA. RefSeq names its product UDP-N-acetyl-alpha-D-galactosamine:polypeptide N-acetylgalactosaminyltransferase 13 (gene galnt13). The transcript is spliced from 12 exons. The record is from RefSeq and is a predicted model, not a curated record. Lineage: Eukaryota; Metazoa; Chordata; Actinopteri; Syngnathiformes; Syngnathidae. Gene Ontology annotation, cellular component: Golgi apparatus. Bases 488 to 2158 code for a protein of 556 amino acids.
ACAUUCGCGGGUCGGUGUGGAGCCGUUCUAGAUUCCUACGAGAGAAUCUCUUCUGUUCUCAGUGCUUAGCGUUGUAGUCGCAAGAGGGGUGCAUGUCAAGACCGGUUUUGCAUAAAACAUCCAGAACGAACCGGCUGUAUUGGUGAAGGAGAGAACCGAGUGACUGCGGCGAGAUUGUGCCAAGGAGUCCGUGCAAGUGCCGCGAUGAUGGUGAGCACCUCACGGGCGACGACAUCACACCGGUUUGUUUACUAUGUGCUGAGACGGACAUCACCGCGGUGUGCUUUUCACACGCCACGGGAGGAUUCAUUCAUUGCCAGUUCACGCAAACGCUGACGACUCCUUACGAGCAUGAUGCCGGCAGUUCAAAGUUGUCCAGUCUCCUUCCAAAGUCCUCCCGCCGUCUUCAGAUUUCCAACACCGCACCAGCACACCAAGCUCUCCUGAGCGCUUUGGCUGGCUGGCCGGCAAGCAUUCAGAGGAUUUGAUGCGGCGGUUUGUCUACUGCAAGGUGGUCUUGACCACCUCUUUAGUCUGGGUGCUGGUGGACGUCUUCCUGUUGCUCUAUUUCAGCGAAUGUAACAAAUGUGACGACAGGAAGGACCGCUCGCUGCUUCCUGCCCUCCGCGCCGUGAUAUCUCGUAACCACGAGGGUCCCGGUGAGAUGGGCAAGUCAGUUCACAUCCCCAAGGAGGACCACGAGAAGAUGAAGGAGCUCUUUAAGAUAAAUCAGUUCAACCUGAUGGCCAGCGAUAUGGUUGCACUCAACAGGAGCUUGCCGGAUGUCCGGUUGGAUGGCUGCAAGACCAAAGUAUACCCAGACAACUUGCCAAACACGAGCAUCGUCAUCGUGUUCCAUAACGAGGCAUGGAGCACAUUGCUGAGGACAGUCCACAGUGUCAUCAAUCGCUCUCCCAGACGCUUACUUGUGGAGAUUGUGCUUGUGGAUGACUUCAGUGAGAGAGACUUCUUAGGGAAAAAGUUGGAGCACUACGUGCGGACCCUUGAAGUGCCAGUGAAGAUUUUAAGGAUGGAGCAGCGUUCAGGCCUUAUCCGAGCCAGAUUAAGAGGGGCAGCUGCCACCAAAGGUCAGGUCAUCACCUUCCUGGACGCUCACUGCGAGUGUACCGUUGGAUGGCUGGAACCCUUGCUGGCCCGCAUCAAAGAGGACAGGACUGCGGUUGUGUGCCCCAUCAUCGACGUCAUCAGCGACGAGAACUUUGAAUAUAUGGCAGGCUCAGAUAUGACCUACGGCGGAUUUAACUGGAAGCUGAAUUUCCGCUGGUACCCGGUUCCCCAGCGGGAGAUGGAUCGACGUAAGGGUGACCGAACGCUUCCUGUCAGGACCCCCACCAUGGCAGGAGGGCUGUUCUCUAUAGACAAAGCAUACUUUGAAGAAAUAGGAAGCUAUGAUCCAGGGAUGGAUAUCUGGGGUGGGGAGAACCUGGAGAUGUCUUUCAGAAUUUGGCAGUGUGGCGGUUCCUUGGAGAUUGUCACGUGUUCCCAUGUCGGGCAUGUUUUCCGGAAGGCUACUCCUUACAGUUUCCCCGGAGGAACGGGUCAAGUCAUCAACAAGAACAACAGGCGGCUGGCAGAAGUCUGGAUGGAUGAUUUCAAAGAUUUCUUCUACAUCAUAUCACCAGGUGUGAUGCGCGUCAAUUACGGGGACGUCUCCUCCCGCAAAGCCCUCCGUGCAGCCUUGAAGUGCAAACCUUUCUCCUGGUAUCUUGAGAACAUCUACCCGGAUUCCCAGAUCCCUCGAAGAUAUUACUCACUUGGUGAAAUCAGGAACGUUGAGACCAACCAAUGCGUCGACAACAUGGGACGAAAGGAGAACGAGAAAGUUGGCUUCUUCAACUGCCACGGCAUGGGUGGUAACCAGGUGUUCUCAUACACGGCGGACAAAGAAAUUCGGACAGACGACCUCUGUUUGGACGUCUCCCGCCUUAAUGGGCCCGUCGUCAUGCUCAAGUGUCACCACAUGAAGGGCAAUCAAAUGUUUCAGUACGAUGCUGAGAGACUCACCUUGCUGCACGUCAACAGCAACCAAUGUUUGGACAUGCCCUUCGAGGAGGACAAGAUGGUCCCCAGCUUGAGGAACUGCAACGGAAGCCGCUCCCAGCAGUGGCUGCUCCGCAACAUGACGCUGAGUCUCUGAUACCGCUGUGAUCCAGGUUCUCCAUGCCUUCAACGGGUGGCUCUAGCCUUGAUAAUUGCCUCCAUGGUCAUUGAUAGAGAACCCUCUAGUCUAGCACACAGCCAUCUUGCACUUUUUACACCUCAUUUCAGGUUCAAGAGAUGCUGCCCUUCGGCCUAGAUAACAAGCUGCACAACUGGCAAUUAAAUUGGCUGCCUGGUGCACAAACAGCGCUAGUAAAACCAAUGCUUUGCUGCUGCACAUGCAAUGAUGAAAAAAAGAGAGCGUCUACAUUUAAAUGUACAAGACUGUCUGAUGUCCUGGAACAAUCCUUGUUGAUGUAAAAGUAAAUCAUCCUCCUUUCAUAUCAGUGGUUUGUAGUCAAGUGAAGACGGGAUAUUGACGGUAGAUGAAAAUGUCAAUAUUUGACAAAUCCCCAAAAACUAUCUGCUCAUGAUGUAUCAGUUAUGAUUUUUUAUCAUUUGUCUGUGUGAAAAUAUACACAUUUUGAAAUGAAACAGUUUGGAAGUUAACGUUGGAACCCAAAGCAGCAACAGAGUGGAAUAAUACUGUAAUGUUUUUUUUGUUUUUUUUAAACAGAGUACCGAUACUUGUUUUGAGUAAGUCACCGAUACCGUGUACCAAUACUGGAUAAUGCCAUGACGUCUUUAAUUUUAGUAAAAUAUUGUUCAAAACCACAAA